GUCUGGGCUUAGCCCGCAGGGAGGGCGGCAACCUGGGCCGGAGCUUUUCCUCACGCCCAGGGCGGAGGCGAGGACGCCGGGCCGGGAAGCCGCGGUGGGAUGCGGCUGACGCGGACACGGCUGUGCUCCCUCCUCGUCGCCCUGUACUGCCUCUUCUCCAUCUACGCCGCCUACCACGUCUUCUUCGGGCGCCGCCGCCGGCCGCUGGGCACGACCUCUCGGAACUCCAGGAAGGCGGCGGCGGCGCAGGCGAAGGAGAGGCGCGGCCGAGUUGAAUAUGAAAUUGGUGAAGACAGUUUGCUAAAGAUUUACCUAAUAGGUCACUUAUAUAAAACCAGGAAACAACUUCAGAACUAAAGCGUGUGACCUGAUAUACGUUCUGCAGAGCAGUCCGCUUUGGAGAGUGAAGAAUGGAAUCCUUGGGAAGGAGAUGAAAAAAACGAGCAGCGACACAGAGUUAAGACCAACCUGCAAAUCUUAAACAAAUCCACGAAAGAAAAAAUAGAGCAUAGGGUGCAAAUCUGGGGCAAAGCUGCCAUUGGUCUGUAUCUCUGGGAACAUAUUUUUGAAGGCACUCUUGAUCCUGCUGAUGUGACUGCUCAGUGGAGGGAAGGACAGUCAGUUGUAGGAAGAACGCAUUACAGCUUCAUCACAGGCCCAGCUGUAGUUCCUGGGUACUUCUCCAUAGAUGUGGACAAUGUGGUUCUUGUUUUAAAUGGAAGAGAAAAAGCAAAGAUCUUUCAUGCCACCCAGUGGUUAAUUUAUGCACAGAAUUUAAUGAAAACCCAAAAACUGCAGCAUCUGGCUGUUGUCUUGCUUGGAAAUGAGCACUGUGAAAAUGACUGGAUAAUGCAGUUCCUCAAAAGAAAUGGAGGCUUUGUGGAUCUGCUUUUCAUAACAUAUGACAGCCCCUGGAUUAAUGGUGCAGACAUUCUCCAGUGGCCUUUAGGUGUAGCAACAUAUAGGCAGUUUCCUGUAGUUGAAGCCAGCUGGACAAUGCUGCAUGAUGAGAGGCCCUACAUAUGUAAUUUCUUAGGAACUGCCUAUGAAAAUUCAUCAAGACAAGCACUAAUGAACAUUUUGAAACAAGAUGGAAAUGAUAAACUUUGUUGGGUUUCUGCAAGAGAACAGUGGCAGCCUCAGGAGACAAAUGAAAGCCUUAAGAAUUACCAAGAUGCUUUGCUUCACAGUGAUCUCACAUUGUGCCCUGUAGGAGUGAACACGGAAUGUUACAGGAUCUAUGAGGCCUGCUCCUUUGGCUCCAUUCCUGUGGUAGAAGAUGUGAUGACAGCUGGUCACUGUGGAAACACAACCAGUCAGCACAGUGCUCCUCUGCAGUUACUCAAGGCCAUGGGGGCCCCCUUCAUCUUCAUCAAGAACUGGAAGGAGCUUCCUGCUAUUUUAGAAAAGGAGAAGACUAUAAGCUUACAAGAAAAGAUUCAAAGAAGAAAAGUGUUACUUCAUUGGUACCAACACUUCAAAACAGAACUAAAAUGGAAAUUUACUAAAAUUUUAGAAAGUUCAUUUUUUAUUAAUAAUAAAGUUUAAUUAUGUCUAGUACCAUGUAUUCAUAAGUGUAAAUAGUUAUAGUGCUGUCUAAGCUGACUCCAUCAGCUCCAUCAUGUAACAGACCAAAUACUCUCCUUUGGCUACUACUAUGCACAAGAUUAAAGAGAUGGCAAUAUUUUUCUAAGCUUGAACUGGCAGGAUGGUUGAGUGGUUAAAGGUGCUUGCUCCCAAGCCUGAUGACCUAAGUUCAAUCCCCCGAAGCCACAUAAUAGAAGGAGAGAAAUGAGUCUCACGACUGUCUUGUGACUUCCCCACCAGCAUGCACACAGAAACACGCAGCAGAUAAGUAAAUAAAUAAAUAACUUACUCAGA
Messenger RNA from Mus musculus (house mouse), 1881 nucleotides. It is a transcript of the gene Rxylt1, whose product is annotated as ribitol xylosyltransferase 1. Gene Ontology annotation, molecular function: ribitol beta-1,4-xylosyltransferase activity. Gene Ontology annotation, biological process: protein O-linked glycosylation via mannose. The transcript is spliced from 7 exons. Gene Ontology annotation, cellular component: Golgi membrane; catalytic complex; Golgi apparatus. Bases 778 to 1548 code for a protein of 256 amino acids. The record is from RefSeq and is marked validated. NCBI's taxonomy places the organism in Eukaryota, Metazoa, Chordata, Mammalia, Rodentia, Muridae.